Messenger RNA from Leptinotarsa decemlineata (Colorado potato beetle), 1395 nucleotides. RefSeq names its product Tetraspanin 66E (gene Tsp66E). NCBI's taxonomy places the organism in Eukaryota, Metazoa, Arthropoda, Insecta, Coleoptera, Chrysomelidae. The record is from RefSeq and is a predicted model, not a curated record. Gene Ontology annotation, cellular component: plasma membrane.
AUGCACGUUCGUUUAUGUGUCAGUAGUCCUUUCUCUUCGAACAUUUGAACUAACCUAACUGUAUCCUAUGUUAUUCAAGAAAACGUUGUCAUGGUUAUAGUGCGCGUUUCAGUUUAGCUACUGUGUACUUCGCAAGGUAAACAAGUUUACUGCACUUCUUGAAAUUUGUCAAAGGAAGUAUCGGAUGGGUCUUUAAUUUCUUUAAUAAAUAGAUGGAUAUUACAAACUUAACAAUCAAUUCAGCGUUGACUUUUACUUGUUUGUUGUUAUAUUUUUCUCUCUUCAACGGCAGCUGAUUUUUAUUCAACACUUGGCGAAUGACCUCCAGGAAAUGCCUUUAUUUGUAUAAAGUCGGAUAUGCUCUAUAAGAUUUAGGACCAUAAUUUUCGGAUGUUUCAACCAAAAAUGGUCAAAAAAUUCCAAAUGGUUUCCAAUUUACAUCGAUGAGUUUGAGAAAACUAGUUUCUUGGACAAACCUGCUUGAAAAUGAUCGACUGCUGUGCAAAAUAUAUAUUGUGUGGAUUCAACUUCUUCAUAUUUUUGUUAGCUUUCGCCCUUCUGGGCCUAGGUACGUGGCUGGCGGUAGACAAGAGUUCGUUCAUUGGUCUCGUCACCAUCAUUCCAAAUGAACAGCUGCAAGAAUUUACCAAACCGGGAGUGAUAGAACAAAUUUCGUAUGUUUUUAUAUCGAUAGGAGCUUUCAUGUUAGUUGUGAGCCUCCUGGGAUACUGUGGUGCUUUGAGGCAAUCAAAUUGCAUACUCACUACGUACGCUUCGUUCCUACUAAUCAUUCUCAUCUUGGAAGUGGUGGCGGUGUCUCUUGCUGUAGUCUACAAGGCCAAAGCUGAGGAGGAAAUCAAAAAUUCGUUGAAACUGUCAAUAUCUAAGUAUUACUCGAAAUCAGACAACGAAGAUGCCAUAACGCUGUCCUGGAACAAAAUACAAAUAGCUCUGCACUGCUGUGGUGUUGACAAUUAUACAGAUUACCAGACAAAUGAACAGUGGUUGAAUAGUGAUAAAGUUAUACCGGAGUCUUGUUGUGUUUUGGACAGUAACAACAAACCUUUAACGCCAACAUGCACCACUUCACCUAAUGAGGUUAAUUCCUUUUACGAUAAAGGAUGUUUCGGUGCCUUUUUAAACUGGAUGAUAAAUCAUUCGAACUUACUCGUUGCGAUAGCAAUAGGUUUUCUGUUAGUGGAAUUGAUAGGAAUAUUUCUGUCGUGUUAUCUGUCGAAAUCUGUGAAACGUUCUAGAAUAAACUGAACCGGAAAUGUGUACAAAAUCAUUACAGAAUGUUUUUAAUAUUUGUAUGAUAAUGAACUUUCAUUCAAUAACAAAUUCAAACUGAAUAUUUGUAGUGAUUGUACGUUGAUCAUGAAUCUAUAGUAAGAA